Entrophospora sp. SA101 is the source of this 822-nucleotide messenger RNA. The record is from the annotation of a GenBank genome assembly. NCBI's taxonomy places the organism in Eukaryota, Fungi, Glomeromycota, Glomeromycetes, Entrophosporales, Entrophosporaceae.
AUGAACAAUAAUAAAUAUAUGGAUAUUUUUUCACCAGUUAAAUCUACUCGUAGGAAAAAUGUUUAUAUGGAAGAUGUUGAAGCAAACAACUCUUCAGAAACUACACCAUCCAGGAUGCUUACGAGUAUAAGUAAUCUAGGUUCUUUUAAUAGUAGUAGUAAUAAUGCCACUACUUCUAUUAAGGAUGUUAUUAAAUCUACUCGUAGGAAAAAUGUUUAUAUGGAAGAUGUUGAAGCAAACAACUCUUCAGAAACUACACCAUCCAGGAUGCUUACGAGUAUAAGUAAUCUAGGUUCUUUUAAUAGUAGUAGUAAUAAUGCCACUACUUCUAUUAAGGAUGUUAUUCUUGAAAAUGUUGUCAGCGAAUGUUUGGAUGACUUUAAAACCACAUUGCAUAGAGAUAUUAUGGAUAUGCAUAGCAGCAUUGAAGAGAUGUUUAAAAGUUAUUGUGGUGAUGUGGAAGCAUUGAGAGAAGAAGUUAAACAAUUAAUUGAAAGAAUUUUGAGCGGAAAUCGCAAUCAAGAUCAAGUUGAAGUAGCAGCAAACAACGAUAUUAACACAUUAUUAAACGAUGUUUCUUCUCUCCCACCACCGCCUCCGUACACAUACUUACCUGGUCAAAAAAGUAUUUCGCAACUACCAAAAUAUGAAGAUGAAGAUACUUUGGUUGGGUUGUCUUUUAAAUAUGGUGUUGAGAUUAAAGACAUUAGGAAAGCAAAUUUAUUUUUUGAUGAUAAUAUUUUUGCUCAUAAAUUUCUAAAGAUUCCAAAAUAUAUUGGGCCGUCCUUAUCAGAAAAACCUUCGGUGGAAGAUGGUAUGUAA